AUGGACUGCCACAAGCCCAGCACACUGCUGAGUGAGACGGAGUGUGCAGGAUGGCUCAACGUAGUAAUCCAGAAGCGCCAACAGAUGCUUGCCUGGGUCACAAGCCUCCAUCCGCAGAAGCUCGCGUGCGAGUCAGACGGCAACCUCUUUUAUGGCUCAUACAACUUUCGCCAGAAGGUGACGUUUAGCGACGGCACGAGCUGGGUGGUGCGCUUCCCUCUGUUCGGGAAUAACGCCCUUCGAUACACCGACGAAAAGGUGGCCAUGGAAGUCGAGAUGAUGACGUUUAUCCGCGAGAAGACUACGAUCCCGGUGCCGCGGAUCAGGCAUUGGGGUCUUUCGAGGGCGAAUCCGCUGGGGGUAGGCCCGUUUAUUAUUAUGGAUUAUAUCGAGGGCGUGUCUCUUACUAGCUUUCUGAUUAAACGUGAUCCUGAGUUACAGUUCAGCCAUGUUCGGGAGGAUGUCGAUGAUGAGACCCUCGAGACCCUCUAUAGACAGUUUGCGAAUAUUCUCCUCCAGCUUUUCCAGCACGACUUUGAAAGGAUCGGUAGCCUGCCAGCGUUGAAGACUGGCUUUGAUGUCCCGAUUCGCCCGCUAACAUUCAAGGCACAUGACAUUCUACAAGCAGGAGGGGUGAGCACUUUCGGUGACCGAAGCAAGGGCUUCGCCACAACAACAGAGUACUUCCAGUAUGUGCUCUCGCAAGACUGGGAACAGCUCAUCAAGCAGCGGAACUCGCGCGCCUUACGGACAUUGCUCCCAAGUCUCAUCCACCCAGACUACGAUCGCGGCCCGUUCAAGAUCAUCUGCGACGACCUCAGCCUCGCGAACGUGAUUGUAAGAAGCGAGGACGACCUCACCAUCGUCGGGAUAGUCGACCUCGAAUGGUCGUAUAUUGGACCAGCACAACUGUUCGGCUCGGCGCCAUGGUGGCUUCUCGGGAGACGACUCGUCGACGUAGAUACCCGCUACGACGAGGACCACCCCGAGACGACCGCUCGGUAUCUGAAGUACCUCGAAAUCUUCAAGCGUGUCCUCGGCGAGGAAGAGGCUCGAAUGCCGGGCUAUGAUCGAAGAAAUGAGCUUUCGAAACUCGUACAGUGGUCUGAAAGCUCGGGGGCAAUGUGGCUCCAUAUGCUCCUCUCCGUCGGCUUCAACCACCCUAAAAACCUCCCAUGCGUGCAGCUGGAACAGCAUAUCGGCAGUAAGAAGUGGGGUGCUCUCCUUCAGCAAUCCGCCGGUCCAGAAAUGGAUGUAUUCGUCGAGGAGAAGGUAGUCCAGUUAGCCCAGUACGAGAGGGACGAGAAAAAAGCGCUGAAGUUGAAAGAUGGUUUUUAUGCUCGCAAAAUAUCGAUGGUGUCAUUUCUUGCUACAGUUGCGGCGCUGGAAGGAUGGGAUCUCACAAGCAGAUUUGAUCCGGUGCCUGACAACAUUGAAGUUGUUAAGGAUAUCUAG
This is a messenger RNA of Pseudovirgaria hyperparasitica, 1455 nucleotides long. RefSeq lists its product as uncharacterized. The record is from RefSeq and is a predicted model, not a curated record. Lineage: Eukaryota; Fungi; Ascomycota; Dothideomycetes; Acrospermales; Acrospermaceae. The transcript has 3 exons. Bases 1 to 1455 code for a protein of 484 amino acids.